AUGGAUACUACGGUACUGCGAGCCACACAGCAGGAACAACUGUCCCACCCAUGGCACUUCACCUCUUUUGAGACUGGCCGCAGCGAUAUACCAGCUACCAAAACACUACACCAGGACCAUGACUAUGAACCCAGCCCUGCUGUUCUUCGAUUCCCAAAAGUCCUCAGCAAAUUUCCAUACACCUUUGUUGACACCGAACAAGGUGUGAUCAAGUUCAUCAACAAGCUCGUAGAACUCGGCAUGGACAACACCCAAGCCACAGCCAAGUGGUCUGCGAUCGCAACCUUACAGGCCUCGGACCAAAUCUUAGAACUACGCCGCCGCGAGUUCAACCCCGCGUACAAGCCAAAGACUUUCGCAGAUCUGAAUCGCCCACACAGCGUCGCUGCUCGAAUGCCGGUCGCAGCCAUGCAAGCUUCCAAGAAGAUCCUGGGAUUCGACCGUCGCGCGCAGAAUCCGGCAUAUAAGCCGAAGAUCUCUUCACAUCUCAACUGGCCGAAUAGCGUUGCUCCUCUGGUGCUAGCUUUGGACCUGGAUUGUGAGGGCGUGCGUGAAUCUAGUGAACAUGGUUGA
Molecule: messenger RNA, 573 nt
Organism: Coniosporium apollinis CBS 100218
Lineage: Eukaryota; Fungi; Ascomycota; Dothideomycetes
Exons: 1
Coding region: 1-573 (190 amino acids)
Source: RefSeq, a predicted model, not a curated record